UCUUGGAUCAGGCGCCAGGACCUGCACGUGCUGACCACAGGUAACUUCACGUACACGACGGACACGAGGUUCCGCGCGCUGCACCUGCCCGGCUCGCCCUUCUGGAACCUGGAGGUGGACCGGCCCGCCAUCACCGACUCCGGCCUCUACGAGUGCCAGGUGUCCACGCAGCCCAAGAUAUUCCGCCGCUUCAGGCUUAGCGUUGUGGUCCCCAGCGCGCGCAUCACCGGCUCGAGGGAGAUCUUCAUGAAGGCGGGCAGCGAUAUCAAUAUCACGUGCGUGGUGAAGGGCGCCAUUAGGGGAGCGCCCGUCACCUGGUACCACGUGCUGCCCCGCGACCCACCCAAGGAGGAGCUGGUGGAGAUCAACGCCGGGGGUCGGGGCGGCGUGCAGCUGGUAACGGACAAGAACUCGGGCACCAGCUGGCUCCUGGUCACCCACGCCACCUGGAGGGACGCCGGGAACUACACGUGCGCGCCCGUGCACGCCACGCCCGCCUCGGUGUCCAUCCACGUGCUCGACGAGGCUCCAGCCGAGCUCCAAAACGACCCCCAGCCGAGCCGGGCCCAGACGUCCACCCAAGGAACGCCAGGCCUCCCGCUGCUCCUGCUGGGGCUUCACCGUCUGCUGGGACGCGACAGGACGAGAACGUGGUGCCUCUGGGUUCUCCUGGCUGCCUGUCUAGGGUUCUCCAGCGCCGUCAGUGGUACGAGUAGCCUUCAGGACGUCUCUCAGAUUAGUAAGGAAGCCAAGGCAUUCUUGAAAGUCGCCGCGAGGGAGGAAGGUGGUUUGCGGAUAUCCUUUGCUUCUACACUUCCUCCUCUUCUCUCUUUGUAUCCUACACUUCAUUCUCGUCUCCCCCAUCCUUCGUCUGAUACACUCCACCCUUCUCCUUAUCUGUUUGGCUGGGCCCCACACUGUGUGUGGAGGAAAUUAUCAACGGCAUCCCGAGUAACGACAGCAGCACCCAGCCGGUGGCCACACAAGCUGCACGCAAGAUGCUCUCAGCCCGCCCCUAGAUGCCACCCUGGAUGCCGGCCUGGUGCACCCCCUUGUACGCCUCCUGGAGAGGGCAGACAACCUCGGGCGCUGUCGUAUCGUUCGUCAAGCUGCUCCGCUCGCCGCACACCAACGUGGCAUGCAGAGCAAGCCGUGUGGGCGCCGGGAAACACUGCUGGCGAUGGCCCCAAACUCAGAGACUUCGUCAUUAAGGCUGGCAUUGUACAACCCCUUUUGGAACUCAUUAGACCAGACACAGAGACUGCCGAGAUCAACGAGGUGGACCGCCUGGGCCAGAUGAGUGAGGAGUGCGGCGGACUGGACAAGACUGAGGACUGCAGCACCACGACAACGAGGCCGUGUACGAGAAGGCCCUGGAUGGAUAUCAUCGAGAAGUGUUCCGGCGAGGAGGAGGGCCCCGAGGUGAGCAGCCCCACCAGUGGCCAGGCGUACGACUUCUCUGCCGUGAACAACGUGCCUGAGGGUGGAUUCUCUUUCUAGGACUUCAGUGUGUGUGUCUGGCAAGGGAGGAGCAGCAGCAGGCAGAGUGUGUGUGUUCCACGGCGGAAUAAUGUGAUAAUGUAUCUAACCGUCAAUCUCACUUGUCUAAGUGACCUUUGCAG
Eriocheir sinensis (Chinese mitten crab) is the source of this 1622-nucleotide messenger RNA. RefSeq lists its product as uncharacterized. Gene Ontology annotation, biological process: synapse organization. The annotation marks the transcript as partial. Gene Ontology annotation, cellular component: neuron projection membrane. NCBI's taxonomy places the organism in Eukaryota, Metazoa, Arthropoda, Malacostraca, Decapoda, Varunidae. The transcript has 8 exons. The record is from RefSeq and is a predicted model, not a curated record.